This is a messenger RNA of Microplitis mediator, 576 nucleotides long. RefSeq lists its product as uncharacterized. The record is from RefSeq and is a predicted model, not a curated record. The transcript has a single exon. NCBI's taxonomy places the organism in Eukaryota, Metazoa, Arthropoda, Insecta, Hymenoptera, Braconidae. Bases 1 to 576 code for a protein of 191 amino acids.
AUGCUUUACGGAGCAGAAAUCUGGUGUGAGUCACUUAAAGUAGAAUGCUAUCGUCGACGACUGGCAUCUGUUCAACGGAGAGACGCACUGAGGAUAGCUUGCGCUUACCGAACGGUUUCGGAAGCAGCCGUGAUGGUCAUCGCGGGUGUGAUUCCGAUCGACCUUUUAGGGUUCGAGCGGAGACGCAUCUGGGAUGCCCGUCGGGCUGGGAAAGAACCGUUGGAAAGAGUUAAGGCUCGAGAACGCGAGGAGACCCUGAAACUCUGGCAAGAGCGAUGGGAAUAUGCGGAAACGGGACGUUGGACAUUCAGGCUCAUUGAACGAGUCCGUGACUGGAUUUCACGGAAAGAAGGAGAGGUGGAUUACUACCUUUCCCAAUUUCUCUCCGGUCAUGGCCAGUUCAAUGAGUACUUGUAUCGCAUGAGGAUCCGAACCGAUCCUUAUUGCCAGUACUGUCCGCAAGUUGUCGACUCUGCCGAGCACACUUUCUUUUCCUGUCAGCGUUGGUCUGAAAUACGGCUGCGCUUUCAGGAGGAGAAAGAAGUGCCAAAUGCCGCUGACCUGGUAAUACCUUGA